This is a messenger RNA of Striga hermonthica, 2106 nucleotides long. The record is from the annotation of a GenBank genome assembly. Lineage: Eukaryota; Viridiplantae; Streptophyta; Magnoliopsida; Lamiales; Orobanchaceae.
AUGGCAUCGGCGGCGAUGUUUUCGUCGUUGAGGCGGCGGAGAUCGCCGUUUCUGGAGGCGUUUCUGGUGCCGGCGGAUCUGUCGGACGCCGGCGUUUUGGGCACCAUGCGAGCUAUUUCAGCUGAGCUGGCAACGACCUUCUCAGGUAAGCACAAAACGACACCGUUUUGCCAGAGGAAGAACUCCAGAUCCUUAAUCCGUAAAAUCCAGGUUAUCUCCCUGCUUCUCGAUUACUUCUCCGGCGUGGAGCCUUCUAGAAUCUCCCCCACCGCCUUCCUCUGCUUCAAGGAGUUGUACCUCCUGCUGCACAGGUCGGUUGUACUCAUCGACUGCGUGAAAGGGUCGAGCAAGCUCUGGCUUCUGCUGCAGAACCAGUCAAUCUCCGGCCAUUUUCACGACAUGAACCAAGAAAUCUCCACCCUUUUGGACGUUUUUCCUCUGGACGAUGAAGUUGUUAACUUGCCCCGAGACACAAGAGAGCAAAUUGAACUGCUGAGAAAACAAUCGAUAAAGUCAUCGGAGCUUUCCGUCGAUAAGCACGACGAGCUACUCCGGCAGAAGCUCUACCAUUUCUUAAACGAAUUCGAAAACGGCCGGAUCCCGGAAAAAGACGAGCUUUACUCGUUUUUCGUCCGGAAGUUGGGUAUUCGCAGCGUAAAAACCUGCCGGGAAGAAAUCGAGUUCUUGGAGGAGCAAAUCGUGAGCCACGACGGCGAUCUCGACCCGCCGGCCACAGUUCUCAAUGGGUUCGUCGCCUUAAUCCGCUACUGCAGGUACUUACUUUUCAGAUUUGAAGACGAGGAAGCCGGUCUGGGGAAACCCAAACGCCGGCCGGCAAAGAAAAUCAGCUUAAUCACCAAAGAAAUCGCCGAUACAUUCGUCAAAUUACCCAAAGACUUCACCUGCCCGAUCUCAUUAGAUUUGAUGCGCGACCCUGUGAUAAUAUCCACCGGCCAAACUUACGAUCGGCCGUCGAUCACUAGAUGGAUCGACGACGGGCAUUCAACUUGCCCCAAAUCGGGUCAAACUCUCGUCCACACUAAAUUGAUCCCCAAUCGAUCCCUCCGGAGUUUAAUCCUCCAGUGGUGCACGGCGAAUAAUAUCCCUUACGACCCACCGGAAAACCCGGAUUUCCUGGAAGGUCAGCCGAGCCGAGCUUCCAUUGAAGCCACCCGAGCCACAGCUCGCCUUCUCGUCGACCAGCUCAAAAACGGCUCGGCUCUAGCCAAAACGGUGAGCGCUUGGGAAAUCCGUCUCUUAGCAAAAACGGGUCGUCAUAACCGAGCCUCGAUAGCUCAAUCUGGCGCAAUACCUCUCCUCAAGACGCUCCUAAACUCCCCUGACCCGCUCUCGCAAGAAAACUCCGUCACCGCAUUGCUAAACUUAUCAAUAUACGAAGAGAACAAAUCUCGGAUAAUGAACGAGCCCGGCUGCUUAACCGCGUUAGUCGACGUUUUACAAAACGGGCACACGACCGAGGCUCGUGAGAACGCGGCCGCCACUCUCUUUAGCCUCUCGUCGAUUCAUUCACACAAGACACGAAUUGCCCGCGAAAAACAAGCCGUCGAGUCCCUAACCGAGCUAUUAAAAAACGGGACGCCGCGCGGGAGAAAAGACGCCGUGACCGCGUUAUUCAACCUUUCGACUCACGCGGAGAAUGUGGGGAUAAUGGUCGAGUCGGGCGCGGUGAAGGCGUUAAUCGAGGCGCUCGGGUGUGAUGACGUGGCGGAGGAUGCGGCGGGGGCGCUUGCGAUCGUCGUGCGGCGGCCGGAAGGGGCGGAGGCAGUCGGGAGAGAGGAAUCGGUGGUUGUGGGGUUGAUGGGAAUGAUGGGGCACGGGAGUCCGCGUGGGAAGGAGAAUGCGGUUGCGGCGUUGCUAGAGCUUUGCCGUGGGGGUGGGCCCAUGGCGGCCGAGAGGGUGGUGAGGGCGCCGGCAUUGGGCGGGCUGUUGCAGAGCUUGUUGUUUACGGGAACGAAAAGGGCGAGGAGAAAAGCGGCCUCGCUGGCGAAGGUUUUUCGGAGGUGCGAGAAUGGGUAUUCGGGUUUGGGGGUUAACGGGUCGAGUCGGGAUGUCUCACUUUCUGUGUCGGUGUCGAUAUCGGUGUAG